GGCGCGUCUCUCCUGCGGCGAAUGCGCGGCUGAGAUCUAGGCCUCACCUCCUCCGCCGCCGCCGCCGCCAGAUCUUCCCGGGGACCGAAUGGCGGCCACGUCGUCCGACGACGACUGCGACCGGCAGAGCGAGGAGCGCUGCGGGAGCUACAGCCUGAGCGCCGACAUCAGCGAGUCCGAGAGCUGCAGCAGCUUCUCCUGCCACCGCUUCGACGGGGAGGGGGCCGCGUCCAGCUCGAUGGCCUCGUCCCCGCGCCCGGCCGCCUGGAACUUCAGCUUCCCGGCGGCGGUGAUGGCGCCGGUCAUCGGCGGGAGGGACGUGGUGCUCUGGGACGAGAGGAAGGAGAGGAAGGACGGCGAUUUGUCCGAAAUUGAGAUGAUGAAGGAAAGAUUUGCUAAGCUGCUUCUUGGAGAAGACAUGUCUGGAGGCGGUAAAGGAGUGUGCACUGCUCUUGCUAUCUCAAACGCCAUAACCAAUCUCUCUGCUACUGUCUUUGGUGAAUUAUGGAGGCUCGAGCCUUUGGCACCUCAGAAGAAAUCGAUGUGGCGCAGAGAAAUGGAAUGGCUCUUAUGUGUGAGCGAUUCGAUCGUGGAGCUUGUGCCAUCGAUACAACAGUUCCCGGGUGGGGGCACAUAUGAGGUCAUGGCAACUCGUCCUCGCUCUGAUUUAUAUAUAAAUCUCCCUGCUCUUAAGAAGCUCGAUGCAAUGUUAACCAGCAUGCUUGAUGGGUUCUCUGAGACGGACUUUUGGUAUGUUGAUCGUGGGAUAUUGAUGGAUGAUGGUGAUGACCAUGAUAAGAAUUCUUCAGGUGUGUCCAGUGGUAGGCCGUCCAUUAGACAGGAAGAGAAGUGGUGGUUGCCUUGCCCAAAAGUGCCAUCUAAUGGAUUAUCUGAUGAAGCUAGGAAGAGGUUGCAGCAGUGCAGGGACUGUGCGAAUCAGAUACUGAAGGCAGCUAUGGCAAUUAAUAGCAGUGUCCUUGCUGAAAUGGAGAUUCCUAAUGCGUACUUGGAAACCUUGCCCAAGAGUGGAAAAGAUUGUCUGGGCCAUAUUAUAUACCGCUACAUUACCACUGAGCAAUUCUCCCCAGAAUGUCUGCUUGAUUGUCUCGACUUAUCAUCUGAGCAUCACACCUUGGAGGUGGCUAACAGGAUUGAGGCAGCUGUCCAUGUCUGGAAGCAGAAAGACCAGAAGAAACACGUAAACCGCACAAAAUCUAGGCAGUCGUCCUGGGGUGGUAAGGUUAAAGGGCUAGUUGCUGAUGGAGAGAAAAAUCAUUUUCUAUCUGAACGAGCAGAGACCUUGCUGCAGAGCUUAAGGCUUCGUUUUCCUGGUCUUCCUCAGACUGCAUUGGAUAUGCACAAGAUCCAAUAUAACAAGGAUGUUGGACAAUCAAUUCUCGAAAGCUACUCAAGAGUAAUGGAGAGCCUGGCCUUCAACAUAAUAGCGAGAAUUGAUGAUGUCAUAUAUGUAGAUGACACCACCAAGAGAUGUGCGGCAGUAGAGUCAAUGCCCCUCUUUAGCCGGGGAGGUCUAGGUUGUCUUCCCAUUCAGAAGAGGAUGUCUCCCAGUCCCUUCUCGAUCAAGCACACGCCUUACGGCUCUCCUUUUGCGACCCCGUCUUUCUGUUCCUCCCCCAUCGGCGGAAGUCCGGGAAGGACGCCCUCGUCCACGAACAGGAAAAAUCACAAAAAACAUGAUAAGAAACCUGUGGCGGCAGAAUCCGAAAAGGUGUGGUCGUAUGCUGGAAAUAUCAGUGCGAGGCGGGCUUCUGGGGAUGCACCUGAACGAGAUUGACGAUGUUUUGGGUCCAUGUGCUGCAAAUAUUAGCAGCAUGCGGUCCUGGGAUGGGUCUAUACGUAUGGGAGAAGUAGAGAAAGCUAGGUGGGGUUUAAUCAUGUACAUGUGUUAGGAGUAAAUGAGUAGAGAGGAGAUGAUACUGUUUUAGAGUUUCCUAGUUAUCAUGUUUUGAGAAAAUCACUCUAUUGGCCUAUGAAGAUCAGUGAACCAGGCAUCUGUGAAA
This is a messenger RNA of Syzygium oleosum, 2021 nucleotides long. RefSeq names its product rop guanine nucleotide exchange factor 1. The transcript is spliced from 5 exons. NCBI's taxonomy places the organism in Eukaryota, Viridiplantae, Streptophyta, Magnoliopsida, Myrtales, Myrtaceae. Bases 89 to 1795 code for a protein of 568 amino acids. The record is from RefSeq and is a predicted model, not a curated record. Gene Ontology annotation, molecular function: guanyl-nucleotide exchange factor activity.